CCUUCUCUCCCUCCCUCUCUCUCCGCAAUCCACUCGGUCAGUCAACUGGUUUAAAUAUCCGUGUCCACAGACCCGGCAACAUCAAAAUAUUUCCUUUAGACUGGUCUGCUUUGUUUUUUAAACCAUUGUAGGUUUUUGGCUGAGAUGGGUAAAAUUGGUACUGGCAGCAACAAAAAUCGGACAAGUCGGAGUAACAAGAAUGAGCAGAAGGUCAAAGCAUCAAAUGGAUCAAAGAGAAAGAAGGCUGUUAGGAGGAAUUCACAAGAAGACAAAGAAAACCUUCCUGAAUGUGUUCAAAAGACAAAUGUACAUAAAAGAAAGCGGGAGCCCCUUCAACCAACUGGCAGUAUUUCUGAUCAUUACCCUAAAAAAGCGUGUGGUUGCAACACAGAAGGAAUUUUAUUCCAUGUCAAAUAGGCCUCUUGGAUAUUGUUUGAUUAUCAACAAUUAUAACUUUGAGAGAACGUCACUUGGAAACCGGAGAGGGACAGAUAAAGAUAAAGAUGAUCUCACCAGAGUGUUUGAGAACAUGUUUUUCAAAGUUGAGGUGCAGGAUGAUUUGCAAGCGUCAGAUAUGCAGAAUGUGAUAAAGGAGCUUGCAGAGAGGGAUCACUCUCAGAUGGAUGCUUUUGUCUGCUGCAUCCUGUCCCAUGGAGAAAAAGGCUCUGUUCUGGGAAUAGAUGGAAAACCAGUUCCGAUCCGUGAACUCACACAGCCUUUUGCUGAAUGCCACACUCUAGUUAACAAGCCGAAGCUUUUCUUCAUUCAAGCCUGUCAGGGUAAUGAGGCCCAGCAAGGUGUGUGGAUGGCAGAUGGACAGGAGAACACCAGAGAAGAAGGAACAUUUGAGAAGGUUUCUCAUACUGCAGCAACGCACGGUGUCCCUAAAGAUGCUGAUUUUCUCAUUGGAAUAGCAACGGUGGAGCACUACAAAUCUUUCCGCUGCACAAAACAUGGGUCCAUCUAUAUCCAGGAACUCUGCAAACAGCUGGAAAGUGGCCUUCACUGGAAAGAGGACAUACACUCUAUUUUGACAAUGGUGAAUAGAAUAGUGAGCUCCAAAAUCCUUCAGGGUUGCAAGCAGAUGCCUGAGGUUCACUACACUCUAACCAAAACACUGGUCCUGCCCAUGAAGCGAGGCUCCUGCUUGGCUGUGGCAUGACAAUCUGGCAUCCAUCUAUCCCUUCCUCCCUUGUGGGAAAAGUGCCUUUUGUAAUACGAAUAUACUUUUAAUCCUUAAAAUUAGAGUAUGUAUUAUUUACAGCUAGCAGUUGACAUUGGUACUGCAGUCUAAAUUCAAAAUAUUGGACAAAGUAGUUUCUCACGCCUCCUCCUCAAACUCAAUGCUCACACCGGUUGUCAGAUUGAAGACAUGCAACAGGAGUGAGCGCAAUUGACAAGGCGAGGCCUUACACUGAUGCGAUGAUUUAUCCACGUUUUAAUAUGCUUUGUUAUAGAGCUUUUUAGUUGGAUGCUCGGGCUUUUUAGGUCAGGUAGAAUCUUUGAUCACUGACCCAGUUUGUUUGCUACAAGGCUGCAAUACGCCUUGUUUUUUGCCAACUGGCAACCCAGGAUGUUAAAAUAUAGUUGGGUAUCAUACAGACCAAAAGAAAAACAGACAUUCAGACACAGAAUGCACAUUUCAAAUGGUAUAACUGGAUAUAGUCUAGCAUUGUUCUUCAGAGGAACGAGUAUGAAAACUUAGCAUGUUUCCUAAAUAUCUGCAAACAUGGAAUUGUUAUGCUUUAGUAUGGUCCAAAAAAAAAAGCAUAAA
Sinocyclocheilus anshuiensis is the source of this 1774-nucleotide messenger RNA. RefSeq names its product caspase-8-like. The record is from RefSeq and is a predicted model, not a curated record. Gene Ontology annotation, biological process: proteolysis. The transcript has 7 exons. Gene Ontology annotation, molecular function: cysteine-type endopeptidase activity. NCBI's taxonomy places the organism in Eukaryota, Metazoa, Chordata, Actinopteri, Cypriniformes, Cyprinidae. Bases 200 to 1162 code for a protein of 320 amino acids.